Messenger RNA from Culicoides brevitarsis, 3201 nucleotides. It is a transcript of the gene Kap3, whose product is annotated as kinesin-associated protein 3. The record is from RefSeq and is a predicted model, not a curated record. Gene Ontology annotation, molecular function: kinesin binding. Gene Ontology annotation, biological process: cilium organization; microtubule-based movement. Gene Ontology annotation, cellular component: kinesin II complex; axoneme; ciliary transition zone. NCBI's taxonomy places the organism in Eukaryota, Metazoa, Arthropoda, Insecta, Diptera, Ceratopogonidae. The transcript is spliced from 3 exons. The coding region runs from base 286 to 2919 and encodes 877 amino acids.
UUCUGAUUAAUUGGUGACAACAAUUCGCUGAUUUAAAAUAUUAAAUAAAUAUAUCGAAUUAUACAUUUGAGCUUUUCACCAGAAUGUGAAGUAAUCGCUUAGAUAUUUUCCAUCCUCCUAAAAGAUUUACCCACACAAAAGCACACAGAGGAAAAUAGUAAUACUUCCGUGAAAUCGUUAGUGUUGAAAAUUGAGAUUUUUGCGGAACUAGCUAGGCUGAUUACUGGAUUCUUUUUAUUUUUAUUUAUCCUACAUUAUAUUUUCCACAUAAUUUCUGCCAUCAUAAUGCAAUCUGAGGAUGCAAAGUACAUCAAAAAACGAUGGAAGGCAUCAAGUGUCGAGCCUCAUCAGACAGAAAAGGCGCUCAUUGUGAACUAUAAACUAGAGGCAGCAGUAUUUGCGGAGCCAGACAAUCCAAUGCUGGAGGAAAAGAAGGAUUGUCAACGCAUAAUUCGUCUAAAAUCUCUCAACUCGAAGACAGAUUGCUUGGCAUUGGCAAAGGAAGUAGUUGAGAAAUGUGAUUUGAUACAUGCCUCACAGUUGCAGGAAAUCGAACAGAUUAUUUAUUAUUUGAAAAAUAGAAAGGAGCCAGACUCUUCACAUCAUAGUCGGGCAGUGUCGUCCAGCAGAGUUUCAGGUUCAAAUAAAAAUGGCGGAGGCAGUGAUGAACUUGAAAAAGCCACGAUCCGUAACAUUGAUGAAUAUAUUGAACUUCUGUACGAAGAUUUGCCGGAACGUAUAAGGGGAUCAGCAUUUAUUUUGCAACUUGCUCGGAAUCCCGAUAAUUUGGAGGAGCUAGAAAAAAAUGAAGCUGUACUCAGUGCGUUGUCGCGUGUCCUUCGGGAGGACUGGCGCAAAAGUUUGGACCUUUCAACCAACAUAAUCUACAUAUUCUUCUGUUUUUCUACCUACACCCGAUUCCAUAACGUAAUUGUCCAAUACAAAAUUGGCUCGCUAUGUAUGGAGGUGAUUGAGUUUGAGUUGAAACGUUAUGACCAGAUGAAACAUGAUUUGGAACUAAAAAAGAAUCCAGAUCAGAUCAGUAGCAAAGAGAAAAAGAACAACAUGGAGAAGGAAACAAUAAAAAGCAUGGAAAGCUCCAUCGAUACAACAAUAAUGGAUGAAGAAAAACCAAAAGAUAUGGAACCUCCACGUAGAAGAAUUCCCGAGUUAAAACAACGACCAAAGUCCGGUAAUUGGAAUAGCUAUCAUGGCAACAUGUCAUCGUCUCUUAUAAAAACCCAGCUACUAAACAACAGCUAUCAUGAGAAUUUAUCGAAAGAGGUAAUGUCUCCAUUAGAGGCCCCCCUGUCGGGUGGAUUUGAAGAGAAGGGCUCCAAAACUGACUACGACAAAUUGAGCAAACAAUUAAAGUUAUUUGCAAAAAAACAAGAGCAACUGUUGCGCGUUGCAUUCUACCUUCUCCUAAACAUUGCCGAGAAUGUCAAGUUGGAGGAAAAAAUGCGUCGAAAGACCAUCGUUAAAAUGCUCGUUAAAACAUUGGAAAGGCACAAUAUUGAUCUACUCAUACUAAUUGUUACGUUCCUCAAGAAACUUUCCAUUGUGAAAGACAACAAAGACGACAUGCAUGACGCCAAUGUGAUUGAAAAACUCCCACGUCUUCUUCAAAGUUCCCAACCAGAUCUCAUCCAAGUCACUUUAAAGCUCAUCUUUAAUCUAUCAUUCGAUGGACAGCUUCGUGCAAAGAUGAUUAAAGUCGGCUUCCUCCCGAAAUUAGUUGCAUUUUUGAGCGAUGACAAGCAUCAUGGAAUUGCCACCAAAAUCCUUUACCAUAUGUCGCUUGACGACAAAGUAAAAUCAAUGUUCACUUACACAGACUGCGUUCCCAUCGUCACAGAUAUGAUUCUCCUGAACUCUUGUAGCAAAAAGUCCGAAGCUGACCUAGACUUGAUCGCAUUAGGUGUCAAUUUGGCUCUGAAUAAACGAAAUGCGCAGCAAAUGAUCGAAAACAAUCGUCUUCACAGCCUCAUGGCACGUGCCUUUAAGAACCAAGACACGCUGCUCAUGAAAAUGAUUCGAAAUAUAUCGCAGCAUGAAAACUUGAAGAUAUACUUUGUCGAUUUUGUCGGAGACCUCGCACGCAUAUUAACUGAGCAGGACGAGGAGUUUAUGGUAGAAUGUUUGGGAAUAUUGGGUAAUUUAUCUCUAGCAGAUUUGGACUACUCUCAAAUAAUGCACAAUUUCAAUCUGAUUCCGUGGAUCAAAAAUGUUUUGACUCCAGGUAAAUUCAAAGAUGAUGUAGUCUUGGAGGUUGUCAUAUUGUUGGGAACAUUUGCGUGCGAUGAAGCAUGUGCAAUGCUCUUGUGCAAGACUGAAAUUAUAUAUGCGUUAAUAGAACUGUUGAAGGCGAAACAAGAAGAUGAUGAAAUGGUUUUGCAAAUAGCCUUCGUGUUCCAACAAGUGUUGAGGAAUGAGAGCACACGUGCCUACAUGAUCAAAGAAACUGAAUCUCCUGCAUACCUGAUUGACUUGAUGCACGAUAAAAAUAUAGAAAUACGAAAAAUUUGCGAUUAUUGUUUGGACAUUAUAGCCAUUUCUGAUGAGGAUUGGGCUUCGCGCAUCAAGCUCGAAAAAUUCCGAAAUCACAAUUCGCAAUGGCUCAGCAUGGUAGAAACGCAACAAGAUGAAACGAAUGAUUUCACAAAUAAUGUGGACGAAGAAAACGAUUUGCCAAACUACUUGACAACAGACUACUUUGAUCAAUGUCUUCUCGAUAACUUGAAUGAUGAUGGCGAUUCGAACAAUAGAACGCUCUCUGCUAACUCUAACGGACGACCAACAAGUCGAUAUGGUCGUGAAAUAGAAACGGAUGCUGAUAUGGAAUACUUUGACUCGAACAAGAUGCAAGGUAGUAAUGGAGAGCUCUGGAAAUACGUGACUCCGCCAUCCGAUGAUUAAAACAUCUUUAUAUUUUUAAGAAAAGAGGCUUGCUGGCAAGUACUAUCAAAGCUCUCUAGUCAUUUAAAAAAAAACUACUAGCUCUUACAUGCUGGAAUAUUACUCAAAACUGCUUUUGCACGAUUAGAAUGGUAAAUUCCUGAUAAACACGAAAGGUGAAAAGUAAUAAUGUUUGUCUAGUGAAAACCAUAAGUGUUCAUAAUGUCUUAAUAAUAUUGUAUAUCUCUAAAUUGAUUUUUGCUUAUAUAGCAAAUUUUCUGAAAUAAAACCAAAAAUCACUGA